UAAUUAGCUAAAAUCCAGUUAGCCAGUUUGGAGUAGUGCCUUUGCAAUACGCUCUAUCAGAGUAGUGUGUUGGUGCCAUCCUUUCUUCUGAAUGUAUGCAAAUAUAAAAAGGUUAUUCAUUUAAACAACUGUAUUUAACCUAAUGUGUGCUUAUGCCUGUUGUUGGGAAAAGUCUUAGGAAGCUUAGUGUUGAUUAUGUACAAGGGAACGGCUGCUCAGGUGUUGGUGCCAGGUAAACUGUAUCACUGCCUGCCCAGGAACUUUGUUACGUUGAGCUUAACCACGUGUGUCCCCCUCUUUGUCCUUUAAAGGUAGUUUAAACUAGCGUUAAACCUCCCAGAAUCAAAUAAAGCUAAUUACAGAAUCUGAUGAAGCAGCUGCCAUUCAUUUAUGUCCAAGAGAUACCAACUGGUUGAGGUUGGACUGGGACGUACUUCUGUGUAAUAUCACGCCAGGCGCUACCACAAGGUAGUGCAGUGAGUCAGUGGAACCAUUAUUUAAACAGGCAAGUCAUUAGGAGCUCGACCUUAUGUACAGCAUGCCUCCAAAAGGCAAAGCCUUGUAGAAAAGAGGGCAGCUAGAAAGAAAUACAAUUUACAGAAGUGAAACAGCAGCACUUAUCCAAAAUCAAAACAUCCUCUCGGAAGUGCUGCCCUCUGGUGGUGACAGUUUUUGUAAUGACCCUUGGCAGAUUUUCACUCAGUGUCAGAUGUGGGCAUUUCUAUUGCUGAAGUGUUCCUGAAGCUGAGCUUUGGGAAGACAAGGUGCCAAGCAGCAAGGGUUGGCUGGUUCUCCUCAUCAUGUCCAAGACCAAGAGCUCAGAGUCAGUCAAGGUGGUGGUCCGCUGCCGUCCUAUGAAUGAGAAAGAGCAGGCCGCCAAAUAUGAGAGGGUGAUCUCUGUUGAUGUCAAAUUGGGCCAAAUUAUUGUCAGAAACCCCAGGGAGUCCUCAGGUAAUGAACUCCCCAAAGUUUUCACUUUUGAUGCCGUUUAUGACUGGAACUCCAAACAAAUAGAUUUGUAUGAUGAAACCUUCAGGCCCCUGGUUGAUUCUGUUCUUCUUGGGUUCAAUGGGACCAUUUUUGCAUAUGGCCAGACGGGUACAGGGAAGACGUACACUAUGGAAGGGGUGAGAAAUGAUCUGGAGAAGAGAGGAGUGAUCCCAAACUCCUUUGAGCACAUCUUCACACACAUUUCACGCUCACAGAACCAGCAGUACUUGGUGAGAGCGUCAUACUUAGAAAUUUACCAAGAGGAGAUCAGAGACUUGCUCUCACAGGAUCAGUUGUGUCGUCUCGAGCUCAGGGAGAGGCCUGACACGGGUGUGUAUGUUAAAGACCUUUCAUCAUUUGUCACCAAGAGCGUGAAAGAGAUCGAGCAUGUCAUGAAUGUGGGCAACAAGAAUCGAUCAGUUGGUGCCACCAAUAUGAAUGAGCACAGCUCACGCUCUCACGCGAUCUUUGUCAUCACAGUGGAGUGCAGCGAGUUGGGUGUAGACGGAGAGAACCACAUAAGAGUUGGUAAACUGAACCUGGUUGAUUUAGCUGGCAGUGAAAGGCAAACCAAAACUGGAGCUCAGGGAGAAAGACUUAAAGAAGCCACAAAGAUCAAUCUGUCCCUUUCUGCUCUGGGGAAUGUCAUAUCAGCGCUGGUGGACGGCAGGAGCAGCCACAUCCCCUACCGAGACUCGAAGCUCACGCGUCUUCUGCAGGACUCCCUUGGGGGCAAUGCCCGCACUGUCAUGGUCGCCAACAUUGGUCCAGCAUCCUACAAUGUGGAGGAGACCUUGACAACGCUGCGCUACUCGAACAGGGCUAAAAACAUCAAGAACAAACCACGUAUCAAUGAAGACCCCAAGGAUGCCCUGCUCCGGGAGUUUCAGGAGGAAAUCGCCAGACUGAAGGCGCAGCUGCAGAAGCGCUCGGGAAAGAAGAAGAGGAGGCAGAGGAGGAGAGCAGGGGAAGGAGGCGAUGGUGAGGAUCUGGAAAGUGGUGAGACGGAGGACGAUGAGGAAGAUGGAGACGACAAGGGGGAUUACUGGAGGGAACAGCAGGAGAAGUUGGAGAAGGAGAGAAAGGCAAUCUUGGAGGAUCACAGCCUGGUAGCUGAGGAGAAAGCUCGGCUUCUUAAGGAGAAAGAGAAGAAAAUGGAAGACUUGCGGAAGGAGAAGGAGGCUGGAGAGAUGCUUUCAGCCAAAGUUAAGGCGAUGGAGAGUAAGCUCCUAGUAGGGGGAAAGAACAUUGUGGAUCACACAAACGAGCAACAAAGGAUGCUGGAGCAGAAGAGGCAGGAGAUUGCUGAACAGAAACGGCGAGAGCGGGAGAUACAGCAGCAGAUGGAGAGUCGUGAUGAAGAGACGCUGGAGCUUAAGGAGACCUACACCUCUCUGCAGCAGGAGGUGGACGUCAAGACCAAGAAGCUGAAAAAGCUGUUUUCCAAACUGCAGUCAGUGAAGGCAGAAAUCCAAGAUCUCCAAGAGGUGCACAUCAACAGGCGCCAGGAGUUGGAACAGACCCAGAACGAGCUCACCAGGGACCUCAAACUCAAGCAUCUGAUUAUUGAAAACUUCAUCCCCUUAAUGGAGAAGAACAAAAUAGUCAACAGGGCUUACUUCGACGAGGAGGUCGAGGAGUGGAAGGUGAAGCCCAUCACACGUAUAGAGGAUGACCACCAGAUGAUGAGCAGGCCUCUGUCUGCAGUUGGCUACUGGAGGCCUCUCAGCCACCAUGCUCACAGGGCCAUGAUGUUGAUGCCUGACACGAGAUACAAAGCUGAAAAUCUCUUAAUGCUGGAUAUGGACCUUCCAGCACGGGCGACUAAAGAGUACCAGGAGCCGGUUAUCGCCCCAGAGGUGGCGGCAGCUCUGGAGGAUGCUCUUAGGGUUGACGAUGAGAUCCAGGUAGAUGCCUCAGGCUUUCGCAGCAGCUUGGGAUCAGUGUCUCCUGCCGGUGCCAGCGGCAGUCUCAAGAAACCAAAGUCUGGUCGACCAAGAACAGGGAAGAAGUCGAGCACCCCGACCUCUCCAUACUCCCCCUCUAGCCCCGGAUCCCCUCUUUACCCACAGUCCCGUGGCCUGGUGCCGAAGUGACAGUUGCUGCUGCUACCAUCACUGUCUGCCAACUUCUGUUGUGCACCUGUCCACCUGUGCACCUGUGCACCUGGGAUUCAUAUUGAAACAUGGGUACUGUUUAUCUGUUGUUUGUUGCCCAGACUGCAGAAUCUUUUAAAGAAAAGACUAAUGCUGCUUUUUAGUUUUUAACCACACCACUGUUAACUGUUCCCCUCCUUAUCUUGAACACAACACUGCAACAGCAGCCACGCAUGAACCCUCACAUCAUACUACACUGCUUUUACUGUUCCCUGGAUGUUGAUGAAUGUCAGUAAUGGUUUAUAUAUACACAUCACAAUGUUCUUAAUGUACAGAAAAAGUGAAGGUUGGCUUUGGCCUUCCCUUGAUGGACUGUAAUAACGUCAAUGCACUACUACAUCAUAACUUCCUAAAUGUGUGUUAGCUGUCCUCUGUGUUACUGUCAGUGAGGACUUGUGGCUGUGGUGGUGAGGAGGAAAGGUAAAGAUACACGAACUGAAAGCUCUUGAACCUGGUUGUGGGUGUGUGUGCUGUUGUACAUCUGGCUGCACAUCUGUGUGCAUCUUUGACUCACUGCCUGAAUAGAUUUUUUAUUUAUUUUUUUUUACUGUUUGUCAUAUUGUGCUGUUUUUGUCCAUGAUUUUAGUUCAUGAAUGUUAGAGUGGAGCAUUAAGCCUGUGUGUGGCUGCAUGUGUUGUUCAGGGCUUUCAAAUUGUUUUGGAGUAGCAGGGGGAAUGCCAAAGUAGCAGGCACCUUAUGACCGAGACCGAAGCCAUGACGGCAGCAGACGAUAUGAAUAGUCACAUGGCAGUCCAAAUGGCUCAACGUACGUCUACAUGGCGCUGGAAAUGGAGAUGCAGAGUGGUGGAGUAGGCGGAAAAUGUGCCUGCCGCCGGCAUAAUUUGAAAGCCCUGGUUGUUUCUGUCUUAAAGGAAUAGUUGCACAUUUUGGUAAAUAUGCUUACGAAAGCGAGGCAGGAAGAACUCUUACCACUGUACACUAAAUCUGAAGCUGGAAGUGUUUGGCUUUAGACGCGGCUGCUGAGUAUUUCUCCUGGAUUUUAAGGGGGUAAAAAACUCCAAUGUAAAAAAUUCUGAUUCCGGAUUAAUUGACAGCAUGUCAAUUAAAGCAUAAUUCAAAUAAACUGUAAGCAGUUUAUUGACGUUGUUACAAUUAAUUAUCAAAAGGGGGGGGAGGGGGGGGGCUGUUGGUAAAUCCAGUCAGAUUAAUGCACAUUACUCUAUGCAACAUGAUAAUCUGUCCUCUUCUGUGCUGUCUCAACUCUAGCUCAACACAGACAAAAGAAGAACAAGUAAUUAAGUUGAUUUCUCGCAGGGAAAAAUGAGGUAAUUAGGAAAAUUAAGGAGAGAAUUUCACCAAAAUGCCCUCAAUGUUUUUGUCUUCUGGAACCUAAAGGCUCCUGCAUGUGCAGAUGUGUCACACAGACACCUUCAGCCUUCUGCUUUGUUGACCAGUCAAAAUUGUUUUUAAGGAAGUAAUUAAAUGCAGUGAUAGUAAAUUGUUACACUACCUUUUAAAACUACCUUUUGCAGUACUGUGACUACUUUAGGUCAGGAUAGCUCACAGGCUAGCUGGCAUCUUAGACUCUCCAGGUGGAGUCUGCCCCACUCAGCUGUGAUGCUACUCUGCUGCAUGCCCUGAUGAGCAGAGUCAGAGCGCUCUCUGCUGGACAAACUGUGAUGACACCAUUUCUAAGUAAGCCUAAAACACAUUUUUAUGCAAUGUGUUCUGGAAACAUUUCUGGAAAAACAUAUACAUAUAUGCUGAUAUUGUGAUUGAGUAACUUAGAUCCUACAAAACCAGGUUUGCCAUUUUCAGUCUGAGCCAAGCUAAGCUCCUAAGCUUCUGAUUCUGGUUUAUUUAGACUUCAGACUAACACAUAAGCCAAUUUCCUCGAAUGGUGGACUAUUCCUUUAAGACUGUAUGAUUGUGAAUGUGCAGGCCAGGAAGUAAAGCAUGCUCCAGAUCUGGUCUCAGUCACGAGUUGCUGUAAUCAAUAGAUGCUGUUCUUCCUGUGACACACACACAGGGAGGAGGUGGGGAACAAUGGGGGAGAGCCCGACACAUUCACCCACUGCGGACACUUUCUAGGUUGCAAGACAAAGCAGCUGCCCACCAGGCCACUAAUCAAGAGAUCAGCAUUAACUACAGCCUGGGUCAGAUCACAGGUACAGUCCUGGAAUGUGCCUCAGAUUCAUCAGGGUUCCAAGGUGCCUUAAUCUGCAUCCUCGAUCUCUGCUCCUUCAUUUGAGAUGGACACACAUACUCCUGCCAGUCUUCAUCAACGUAUCAUGAAUUCAUUCCAGGAUCAGGGAAUCGUUAACAGCGUGAACAUUAGCAGAGCAUUCGGACACAGCAUUCAGUUGUUUCUGGGUCUUUUGGGUGAAGGCCACUGCAAAGGACGGCAGAUGAAGGGUCAACAUUGUCCUUCUGAUAUUUAUUGUUACCUCAUCUACCUUGGUAUUAAUCUGAGUGCAACAGAGCAUUAAAACACCCGGGGUGUGCAGGAGAGCUCUUCAGUGGUGGUUCCACCAACCUCAGUUGAAACCCUGCAGACUUGAACGGAUCUGAAUGCACAAACCAUUCCACACGUUUGCCUCCAGGUGGAUAAUAUGCAGUUUUAACCUUCAUGGUUCAGCCUGCUUCUCUGCUGCUCUCUGUUCCCCAUACUCUUAACCGUGAAUGGGUGCGCUUUCCGCUCGCUGCUACCAUGCAGGGUUUUCCAACCCACUGUGACAUUUCAGCAAGCCUGGGUCAAGUGGCAAAUGAAAUCUUUUUAAAUACUCGUGAUGUGGCCUCUUGAUUGUCUGCUGGGGUCAAAGCUCACAGGGUACGUCGAGGAUCUCUGCUGCUUGACCCAUGCUUGUGUAUGUAUUUAGAGACUGUAUGUAAUGAAUAGAAUUUGUUGAAAGGCAAUCCUUAGUCACUUUUGCAUCUGUAAGAAAAACAAACAUGAGUUUCCAUAUGAAAAAAGUUAACUUAUUACAAUCCUAUGUUUUUAUAUGCAGAUGUAGAUAUAAUUUUUUUAUUCUUUUUUUCUUGAAAAUUGUUUUAUUUUUGAAGCUCUGUAAUUUAAUGCAGAAAUCUUAUUUUAUUUUGCAUCAUGUGUAGUGUGUGUCCAGCUGAUCAGUUUUCCUCAUGGACGCUGAGAGCAUGGCUCAUAUUGUUGAUGUGGGUCUGUGCAGAGACUCCUUACAGAAAGAAGAAAUCACAUCACAGAUCAAUAUUGGCACAUUUAGCUGUAUGUUGUACUUCACAUACAUAAUCAUUAGAAUAAGGCCUGACUGUUGUAGCUGACAUUGAAAUACUAUAUACCUGCCGCAUGAUUUUUAGCACGCUUGAGUAACAUGUUUGGUUGUGACUGUGUUCAUUGGUCAUAAGAAUUUAGUGAGCAAAAUGUGAACUGCUUAAUUUAAUUGAAUAAUUUUGUAUCACUGAGCUACAUCACUGGAUCCAGACUCCCAGACAUUUUUGUGACCAAUUUUUACGUGCUGUCAUUGUAGACAUGACAGUUCUGCUGGUGCAUUUAUGUAUCUGACUCUGUCUUUUACUUGUUUAGUUUCUUUACAUUAAUAAAGAAAAAUUAAUGACA
Molecule: messenger RNA, 6699 nt
Organism: Archocentrus centrarchus (flier cichlid)
Lineage: Eukaryota; Metazoa; Chordata; Actinopteri; Cichliformes; Cichlidae
Gene: kif3b
Product: kinesin family member 3B
Exons: 9
Coding region: 801-3086 (761 amino acids)
Biological process (GO): mitotic cell cycle; microtubule-based movement
Cellular component (GO): microtubule
Molecular function (GO): microtubule binding; microtubule motor activity; ATP binding
Source: RefSeq, a predicted model, not a curated record